Molecule: messenger RNA, 2451 nt
Organism: Sclerotinia borealis F-4128
Lineage: Eukaryota; Fungi; Ascomycota; Leotiomycetes; Helotiales; Sclerotiniaceae
Source: the annotation of a GenBank genome assembly
AUGGCACCUAACAACAAUUCCUCCUCUUCGCCAUCUGACCAAGCGCUCGAGACGACAAUGGUCAGUGGUUCCUCUUCGUCGCCUACUUCAGCGGACAUGGAUUUCCAAUUGGCUGCUCUCCCAGAGAGUAGAAAGCGCUCGCACAAUACCGAUUCGGAUGCUCAUCUCGACGAAGAGCGACAAGCUCAACGAGUUAGAAUUGGCGAAUCUACCUCCUCUGUUCAGAAUGAUAAGCCAGAGGGCGUCGUAGCCUCUUCAGCUGUUCGACGUCCAAUGGCGGUUCUUCGUGGUAGCCGAAGACGGCAACUUGGUCGUAGCCAAACUAUGCACCGUCAAGAGCAAGAGCGUAUUUCAAACACUUUUGCCAGAAUGAGUGCUCCAACUCCAACGGCUCCAGCUAUCUCGCUUGCUGAAGCCAGCCAUGCAGACAAACCAGCUGCCACCCCCUCAAUAACCGAGCCUACUUCGCGAAAGCGUUCAUAUGAAGACCAUGAUUCCGGUUACGAGGCAAGCGAAGAUGAGCGUCCAUCCAAGAUCAGACGUAAACGCGAUGCUUUAUCUCCUGCUCGCAAUUCCACAUCACGCUCAUAUAUUAGAGCUGCUGCUGCAUUUCGCUCUCGUGGUGCUAGAUACAGGUUCCCCAUUCAUUCCAUGAGAAUGGGAAUGAGAUUGAAUUCUCGGAUUCCACGUGAGGUUGAGAGUGAGAUUCUCGCCACAUCAAACGUGGACUCAGAGGCAGAACAAUCGCCAGCUCCAAGUGAGCCUUCUCCAGAUGAAGCAUACAAUCAGCCACUCCACUCUGCUCGAAACGAUGAGCCCAAUGCAGGUUCAGUAUUCGUCGAUCUCACUCUCCUCACCGACACUGAAGCAGAGGAAAAGCCGGAGGAUUUGACUGUCGGCCAGGAAAAUGCCUCUGACGAAGCGGAAGAGCUCUACGAAUCGAGUCCAGUUGUGCAAGACACCGGUCGUCGCAUCAGAGAAACAUUCAUCGAUAUCACUCUCCUCACCGACACCGAAGCAGAGGAACAGUUGGAGGAUUUGAAUGACGGCCAGGAAAAUGCCUUUGACGAAACGGAAGAGCUCCACGAAUCGGGUCCACUCUUGCAAGUCACUGGUCGUCCCACCAGAGAGACAUCAGAGGUGGAUGAGAGCGAGUUCUACGACUACCAAUACUCUGUGACCUCACCAUUUUCCAGGUCAUCAUCCAGAUCACCAUCCAGAUCACCAUCCAGAUCACCAAGUCCUAGAGUUAGCACGCCGGAUUCUAAUCGGCCGACGUCGCCACAGAUACCCGACUCGGACGAUGAAGCAGCCUUAAUAAGGCGCCAGUAUUCGCCAGUAAAGGUCUUCGAUGGUUCGUCAUCCUCCAGCUCCGACUUCAGCCCUUCAUAUAGCCGUCGUGAAUCCCCUGCUCCAAUGGGCGAGCAAAGGCUUCGACCCUUUCAUCCGGAGCCUACCGCCGAGUUUCACAGAUUGCUGCAUCGUGUUGAGACCGAGAGAAUGUACUAUCUUCAACACACUCGCGACCACGCGAGCGAAGAUCUGGAAGGUGUCUACUUGAUCGUUGGAACCCAGGGAAGUUUGUACACGGUGACCAUGGCAAAGGUGCCUCGAUGUAAUUGUCAGAUUGAGCGGGAUCCCACAUUCUGCGCACACAUCGUUUUCAUUCUCGUGAAAGUCUUGCGGCUGGAAGCACCACUUCGUCACCAAGCCGCUUUCCUUUCCACUGAGUUAGAUCAAAUGCUCAAUGUCGGGAUCGUUCAAGAGUACUGCGAACGCAGGCCCGUCGAUAUCCAAGAAACUUGUUACAUCUGUCGGGAUGACCUAAACGCCGAUGACAAUAUCCUAACGUGGUGUAAAAACCAAUGUGGAACCAAUUUUCAUCGACAUUGCAUGCUUCACUGGGCGGCAACAAAUUGGCAAGCCGAACGCGAUGUCACAUGUGGAAAUUGCCGCGCGUCGUGGGAAUUCACCGGCGAGGAACUGUUGGAGGCGAUUCGAAUCGGCGAAAACGAAACCACACACACCAUCGGUGGGUAUGCCAAUGUCGCAUCCAUUUUAGGGAUGGAAGAACCGCAGCUAGAUGAAGUAGAAGAACAAGAAUACCGACGAUUUAUACAAGAGGCCGGUGGCUUCAGAUUACGGUUGGAACCCCCAGCGCCUCAUGAAAUUGAAGACCGAGAGGACUGGGAGAUCACAUCCGAGGAAGAUAUAUCCGACGACGAUGACGACGGAAAUCCCGACGAUCGUGCUAUCGAGGCUAUAGUGAGACGGCCUGCUGACUCCAUGGCCGAGGUAGAAGCUUAUAUCAACCGUUACCAUCCUGGGGAAGUGGAUGCUCUUCGUCGGGCAGUGAGUCCUACACGUGGGCAUGCGGAGAGACGAAUGGGGUUUCUAAGAGCAGAAGUCGGCAGGUUGUUGCGGGAAUUGCAACGGGAGGCGCAUCAAUGA